Molecule: messenger RNA, 14398 nt
Organism: Mytilus trossulus (common blue mussel)
Lineage: Eukaryota; Metazoa; Mollusca; Bivalvia; Mytilida; Mytilidae
Exons: 36
Coding region: 1-14337 (4778 amino acids)
Molecular function (GO): protein binding
Source: RefSeq, a predicted model, not a curated record
AUGACCUUGACCCAGAAAAGAGCUUGCCUUACCCUAGGAGCGCUGGCUAAGAACCUCAAAGACAUUGAUAAUGAUACAGAAGCUCAAAGAAUAAUAGAAAAAUUUGAGACCUGGCUUGGAAUACAUAAUGAAGCGGAAUUUAUGAAAAUAGUAAAACCAAGAGAGAGACGAUCCCUAGGUAGAAAGUAUCACGACAGAGACAACCAUGUAGCUCUGAAGAGAUCACUGAUACAUGUUCUUGGGAACGCUGGUCACCCUAGAUCUCUCCAGCAUAUCACAUCUUAUAUGGAGCUGAAUAAAGCCAACCCAGAGUUAAGGAGGGCUGCUACCCAGGCAUUAAGACAAUUUACUUGUAAUGAGAGUGCUGCACAUCUAUUAAGAUCUACAUUGUUUGACUCUGAAGAUAUAGUGAGACAUAGCGCCUAUGAGAUUUAUGUAGAACACCCUGAAAGUAAACAGCUGACAAAAGAGCAAGAAGAUGCUGUCCUGGCACAACACUACACAUACCAAAUGAUCGCAAGAGUAAGACGAGCGUCUCUAGCUGAUAUUCUAAAGGCGUUAAGUUUCCAUCUUGGCAUGCCAAAGUAUGACUGGAGUAAGACAGUUGGCAGUAGGAAGUUAGGAGCAUCCUUUGGAUUCAGACAGGAAAAUUUUGUAGACUUACACCUAGAGCCAUUCAAAGGGAAGUUUGAAUUGAAAGUAGAUAACUUGGCCUUUGCUGAAGUAAAUGUUGGUCUCAUUGGAAAGAAAUUUGACAUCUUUAAAGUGUCUCUUUGUUACAAGAAAAAAGUGGAAUAUGAUCUUAAUGUGCUUAAGGACUUUGGUUUUGAUGAUAUUCAGAAUGUAGCCACACUAUUUGACAGACUUUACAACAUGAUUAUAGAUCCAGUCUUAGAAGCUGCAAAAACCAUAAAGGAACUUAUUGAGAUGGUGACAGAAAUGACAUUUGUCCAACUUGUCAAGGAAAUCAUAAAAAUAUUCAAAAAUCUCCCAGAUAUAAUUCACAAAAUAGUUGAGUCAGUAGUCGCAGCGUAUUAUAAAUUGAUUGAUUAUGAUGGCUAUCCGUUAAUUGACAGAUUCAAGAAAGUGAUUAGCAGAGUCACAACCUUCAUCAAUGAUGUCAAAUCUGAUGUGUUAGGAUUUUACCAUAGUAUAGCAGAUGCAAUGACAGUUACUCUACCAUUUGUGGCCCAUGAGAUGGGGGAAGGAUUUAUCUUAAUCAAAGACAGCUGGAAAUUUUGGGAAAAUCCUGUGCAAUCAUUUAAUGGCAUUGAAAUGGCACUUCUCAAAUUUAAAUUAGCUGUUGCAACCUUCAUUGAAGCCAAGAACAGAAUAAUGGAUUCCUGUUUUUUUGCUAAAGGACAAACUCCAUACUGGUUCCAUCCUGUAGUAGAAAUUAAAGGUAUACUAACAGACCUGAAGGCUAUAUAUAACAUGACUCAAGAUGAAAUCCAUGAUAUAUACCAUAAUCCAACAGCCAGUUCAAGUCUGUCACCAGAUAUGAUUACUGAUGGGUUUAAUGUUAAUGGAUCAAAGAGGUUCAUUCAAGAGACUAUCAAAGGAGUUGUAGAUGAUAUUAAUUCCACUUUAUCUGGUGUGAUCACUUUGGCUAAACCAUUCUGGGAAAAGAUCUCUCAUCUCAUGGACAUGUUCAAGAAAAUAAAACAUGCAUAUACAUUUCUUCGGGAUGCAUAUCAAAAAGGAAAGUAUUACAUGCAGAAGCUAUUUGGGUCAAAGUUUCAUCGUAAAUUUCCCAAAACUCCUGCAUCCUGUGGGACAAAGUGUGGAUGUGGAAAAUAUCCCAGAGAUAACAAAGGAAGAAAAGGUGUAGAUCUGGCAUUUAAGCCAGGUUAUCAGGUAUGUAUCCCAGAGAUAACAAAGGAAGAAAAGGUAGAUAACAAAAGAAAGAAAAAAUGUAGAUCUGGCAUUAAAACCAGCUUAUCAGGUAUGUAUCCCAGAGAUAACAAAGGAAGAAAAGGUGUAGAUCUGGCAUUAAAACCAGCUUAUCAAGUAUGUAUCCCAGAGAUAACAAAAGAAAGAAAAAGUGUAGAUCUGGCAUUAAAACCAGCUUAUCAGGACGUAGUUAAUCCAUUCCAUGGUAUUGUCCAUAGAAUAAGUGACUCAGAAGUAUUAGUUCGUCCUUCAAGAGCAGAUCUAGCUAUGUAUGAAGUAGUGGUCAGUGGCUUUGAGCUGGACAUGGUAAUUGAUGAAGGUAAAAGAGGGACAUUCAUAAAGGCUGGCAAAAGGAUUGGACUAUCUACAAAAUCGACUGAAUGUGACACUAACUUUUUGUUUGUAGCAAUGAGGAAACGACCAAACAACACUGAAUCUAUAUCGGGUGUACCACCUGAUGGCUAUUCUUAUAUUGAUCCAGCUCCUUAUCUAAAGAAGAGAUUCCCAAGGCCUCGUCACAAGUCAACAUGUAAUGGUUUCUCCUAUUUUUACAUUGGUAUGAAUGCUGAGGAUGGGACAAUGACUGGAGAUCCUAAAGAAAAGAAGGAAAAGAUCAAACGUCCAACUAAGGGAAGUAAAUCAAAGACACCCUUUGGUCAACGUGGUCAAGGAAGUAAAUCUAAGCCAUCUGGUGGUCAACGUGGCAAAAAUCGUCAGGGAAGGUCUGUUGAGAACCAACAAGAACAUCCAACUUGGAUGCAAACUUUUAAGGAGAAAUUUCACAAUAUGACUGGAAAGUUUGAUAAAUUCAAGAAUAUAUUGUCCAAAGUAAAAGUAAAGUCGUUUCUGCCUAAAUUUCAUAUAGAUAAGAAGCCCCUCUCAGAACUCAAGCAUUUGUUAGCUGGGUCUCCAUUGAUACACCAGUUAGAUGUCAUAGUUAAAGAAGUAGCAGACAAACUACGAACAGAACCAUUAAUGUACCCUGAUGGGAUGCCAUUACAACAGAUCAGACGUAAACUGAAGAAAGCUCAUACUACAGUGACAGGAGAUAGACUUUCUAUGAUUGACAAGUUACUGGAAAUGGCUGUGGAGGAUUGUAAACCUUUUGAACAUGCCAUAAUAGCAGGGUAUGGCCACUACUGUGAAGCCCAUGAAGAUUGCCAUGGUAUUACGUGUGGAAUGGUUUUCAGGGAUGGAUUUAAGAGGACUUUGGUCAAGGUGGACGUAAGACUAGACAGUUGUUCUAAUCAGCUACACAUAACAAUAAAGGAUCAAAUGAUUAACUUUACACUCACUUCUCAGAAACAAAUCAUGGUUGUUGAUCUAUCUAAGACAGAGAACACAGAGUUAGUGUUUGAUAUCAGUAUUGAGACAUCAAAUGACACAAUAAAUGUUACAUUAUCUGGAGCAGUGUGUUCUACAACUCAUUACUCAUGCUUUGAAGAUGUAGAACUCCUCAAAGACUUGCCGAUCGAUACCCAAAGCAGUGUGUGUUUCAACAAACAAGCACGAGAUCCAUUUGUAGACCGAGUUUAUUCCUUGACCUUACCUGACCUUUUAGAAGAAGUAUCUGAGUUUGGUUUAGAUAUGACAAAGUGUCUAGUUCUCAUUAAUGAGAUCAGAAAUGCCACUUUGUAUGCUUUGAUGGAAUUGAGAGAGAAAGGCGAACAUGUGGAUGGAGAAUUUCCUGAGAAAGAAGAUUUUUGUUUUGAAGGAAGUCUUCCAUUGGCAGAAUUAGAUAUGCAGAUUAUUAAUCCCGGACCUAAUAAGAUGUUUGGCUUUACUCCUCCUGGUAUAGAGUUCCAAUUCUUUGUUGGACCAGUAGCAUUAGAUUUAGCUUUUGGAGCAACAGCUAGAAUGGGAAUUGAUUUAAAACUAGAGAUGUGUAUCAUGAGUAUGAAAGCUAAAGCUGUAGUAACACCACAUAUUGGUACCAGUGUGUGGGGAUCAAUAAAGGUUGAUAUUGGUUUUGCAUAUGGUGGAAUCAGAUUGGAAGGGCACCUGCUUGAAACCAGUUUCCCAAUCACUGCAGAAUUUAGAUUUGGAAAAUUUCCAAUAAAAUUAGGGUUCCGUCUUGAUUUAGAAAUUGUACCACUUGAGCUGAAACUUCAAGCAUUAGCUAAGUUACGACUAUUGUUUGUUACUGUGACUGUAUUUGAUGCUUGUAUUUGGAAAUAUAAACUACCAACUUAUAAAAUAAAUAUUUUCAACAAACCUUAUGAGAAAAGAGAUCCUAAUCCACCAAGGAUAUCAUCUGCUGCAACAAAUCCACGUCAGAGAAGGUCAAGUCCUGGAGGUUGUGAGGUCAAACAACUUGAAGGUCGUGACAUAACAGAUACAGCUUUUCUUUUAGAAGUAUCAGCUAAGUCUGAUGUCAGUGACAUUACAUUAUCUUAUGCUAUAGGGACACACAGAUCUGGUACAAAUGUCCAAGACUGGACAGGGAUGACGGGAAACACUCUGACUGCUCCUGUCCAACUUCAUAAAGAACAUUAUGGAAUACCCCUCUACUGGACAGUGAAAGCUAAAAAUAGCCAAGGUGAUUCCAGUAUAACAGAGUGUAAUCUACAAACCUUUGAUAACACCUUACCUGAUGGUAGAAUAGAUGAAUCCUAUCCCUAUACAAGUCAUACCAACAAGAUCAGUGGUAAUGUGGUGGUUUUUGAUGAUUCUGAGUUAGUGGACACUCAUUUAGAGGCUGUUGGAUUUACCAAAAGUCAAGGUGGAUCAGGGUCAGAGGUCAUUCCAUGGCAACCACUUAUUUUGAAAUCUUCUACAGAACGUAACAUAUCAAAGGCUAAUUCCCCACUAAAGUUCUUCACUAUCGGUAAAGAGGGGAAGUUAACCGCAGAGAAGAUUUCCAGUAGUAAAACUGAUCAUGUUGAGGAGUGUGCUCAGAAAUGUGUUAAUUUUGGGAGAAAAUGUGUUGCUUUCGACUACGAACAUCAUUCAGAAACCUGUGACCUCCAUGCUACUGUGGAAGGACCGAAUGCAGAGAUCCAUAUCAGUGGCACAUACAAAAACUAUGAACGACUUGGAGUGGGCUAUAGCUCUUUUAUAGAACAUAAUUUAGAUUUACAACAUGGUAUGGUAUACAUACUUAAUGCUGGGAUUAUAAAUAAACUUGGAUACAAAGGUUAUGUGUCGUCAGGAGGAACUAUGGUAGACCACACCCCUCCAGAGCCAGGACCUGUGGGCAGGGCUACUUUUGAUCAGACAAAGUUUGAUGGAUGUAAGGCUGCAAUCACACAAAGAUGUAUUGACCAAACUACUCUACCAAAUCAUAGAAAGAUAAUAGACGGACCUAAAGGUUCCACAGUAUUCAAUGGACAUGAAGGUGGAGUAGAAACACUGUACACACUGGCCAAUCAUUUUAUGUCAGCUAACUGGGAUGGCUUCAAUGACAAUGAGACAGGUAUCUUUGGAUAUACAUGGUCCGUUGGUACAACAGUCUGUGGAACAGAUAUUGCCACCUUCUCUGAUCCACAUGCUCACUUGUCUAGUCCUAAAUUCUGGACCAACACAGGAUAUGCCAGGAAUCUACAUCUGCCUGAUGGUCCCUAUUAUGUCACAGUCCAAGCUAUCAACAAUGUGGUCCAUGGUGGUGCCAUGUUAACAACAGUAUGUCACUCAACACCCAUCACGGUUGAUACAACUCCGCCCUUCUUUUCUAGAGGUGUGACAGAUGACGACAUUGUUUUUGACGAGGAUUUUAAUUUGAUGGCUAUGUAUUUUGAUACAUUUGAUACAGGAUCUAAGAUAAAGAACAUAGAUUUUGGUCUAGGACUAACAAAACAUGAUGUUGAUGUAAGAGGAUACUCCACAUUUGAUUUCAAAGAGAACCAAACUUUUAUUGUAAUUGAUGAUUUAAACCUAGCCUCAGGAGAACCUGUCUGGAUAAGACUACGAUCAGUUAACAAUGUGGGCCUGUUUACUACAGCACACAGUGACAACCCCAUCUUAAUAGACAGAACCCAGCCAGUAGCUGGCCAUGUUUUAGAUGGAGAAGUUAUGGAUGAAGACCUACAGUUUCAGUUUGAUAGCAGUAAAGUUUGUGUGCAGUGGAAUGGAUUCUAUGAUCCAGAGUCAGGGUUAAGCGAGUACCGAUGGGGAGUAGGAACAGAGGCCGGAAGAGAUGAUAUCUUUCCAUUUAAAAGUAAAACAUUUUCCCGUGAUGUGAAGGAUUCCUGUGCUGACAUACAACUACAACACAACCAGACAUAUUACUCUACUGUUAUAGCUAAAAAUAGUGCACUGAAUCCUAAAACUGUGCAGGGAUAUUCUAAUGGAGUACUUAUUGACACCACAGCACCUGUAAAAGGAUGGAUUGUGGAUGGGAAUACUGGAAAGUACCAUGACAUGAACUUUUCUUCAGAGACAGCUGAGAUCGCCUCAAUGUGGGGAGGAUUUAGUGACCCAGAAAGUGGAAUCGUCUCCUACAACCUCGACGUUUAUAUAAACAAUAAACUCUCACAAACAUUCCACAAUGAACUCAAGACAGAGUUUGUGGAUUACUCACUGAGUAUGAAACAUGGCGACCAUAUUUAUGUCAAACUGACAGCUAAAAAUGGAGCUGACAUUUCAACCGUCAUCAGAUCAGAUGGUUUCAUUAUUGACCAAACUCCGCCCAUUGUCAAAUACCUGUAUGACACAGAAGAUGGAAAACACUAUCAAAGUAAUGGCACAAGUCUAAAUCUGAAAUGGGAGUUUGACGAUCCUGAAUCUGGGAUGAAGGAGUAUCGUUAUUAUAUUGAGGACUUUCACCAAGGCCAAGGACAGAAGUUUUAUCCAAUAGGACAAGAGUACAUUACACUUCCCAUAGCUAAGAAAAAUAUUACAGCCAAUGUAGUUCUCUCUAACUUAAAUCUUCUAAGUGGACACAAGUAUUCAGUGAAGGUAGUGGCCAUUAACCAUGCAGAUAUGCCAACUUCUCAAGAAUCUGCUGGUGUUAUGAUAGACACUACACCUCCUGUUCUGGAGAAGAUUUAUCUUGGACUUGAGACAGCUGCUCCAGAAAUUAGUGAUGAUAAACGCUUUAUUGAACAUGAUGAUCAACAUAGUAUAACCUUGACCUUGAAGUCAUAUGAUUUCCAAAGUAGCAUUAUUAAAAGUUAUGUAGCAAUUGGUACUUCUUAUGGUGAUACAUCUAUAACCAAUGGUUUCCUGGAAUUUGGAGCUGAACCAAAGGUUAUCCUGAAUGACCUCAAUCUUAAACCAGCUACUGGAAAUGAUUCUGUAUAUUAUUAUGUCCAGGUCAAAGUUGAAAAUGGUGCUGGAAUGUUCUCAGAAAUAAAGAAUUUAUCAUUACCAAUUAAAGUUCUGAAGGACAAUAUUCCAGGUAAAGUUUUUGAUGGCAGGAGUGACCUUGAGGAUGCUGACUUUACCAUUGACAGAACUUCAGUGGGCAUGUCCUUUGUUGGUUUUGAAAGUGUACAAUGUAGCAUUGUUGGAUAUGAAUGGGCCAUUGGCAGCCAGCCAUUUUAUUAUGAUGUCCUUCCGUUCACUAGAUAUGGAAUAGUUCUAGUUAAUGAUACCCAUGGCAGAGGUCAGAUCCAUACAGAACUUUAUGAGGGAUCAACUUAUUAUAUAACAGUUAGGGCACAGACUGGACAUCUCUGUAAAGAGAAAUAUAUCCUGUCAUGCUCCAAUGGUUUCUCAUUAGAUACUACCCCGCCUGACAUUAGAAUGAUAAGCUUUGGAAAGGAAAAGAUCAAUCCAGAAACCAUCACAACAAGUUUGUAUCAGAAUAGAACAGAUUCACUUGAUUUCAGAUGGGAAUCUAAGGAUGCUUUCGGUGUUGUUAAGAACUGGUGGUCCAUUGGUUCUCUACCAGGGAAGCAUGACAUUCACCCAGUAACUGUUACUAAGGACAAUUAUAUACCAGCAGGAUCAGUCUCCUUUAAACAUGGACAGACAUUCUUCCUGAAUACUGGUGCUAUAGAUAAAGCAGGGAACCAGAGAGUUGUAUCUUCUCCCUCCAUAACUGUAGAUACCACCCUACCAGAGAUCUUAGAUUUGAGAUGUACGGGACAUAUAUCAGUUCUCAGGUCUCUUGUGGACUGUAAAUGGGAGAUGAUCAGGGAAUAUGAAAGUACCAUAAAGAAUUUCACUGUUGGAGUUGGAUCUGAAGAAACAAAGACAGACAUAUCACUCUUUCACAAGCAGGAUACAAAUAAACGUUCAUGGACCAGAGAUUUAUUGACAAGAAUUAAAAAAAAUAACCUAACAGAAAUAUACAUCAUCUUCAAGUUAGAAAAUGUACUUGGAAUGGCUAAAACAUUACCAUAUAAGGUCAUAGUGGAUAGAAGUAUACCCAUUGGUGGAAAAGUUGACAUUGUGACCAGUAUUGACUUGGAUGAACCAAUCAUAAAGCAGUAUUGUCAGAUACCUCUUAGCUUUAUUGAGUUCACAGUGAAUGGAUGGCAGGAUGAGAAUUCAGGCAUUGAGAGGUAUGAAGCCGCCAUUGGAGCAUAUGGAAGGACAAAAAAUAUCCAAGAUUUCUCUUCAAUUGAUGUUAAAGACAAAGUUUUGAUCCCUUACUUAAAUAUGGAGGAUGGCAGUGAUGUAACAGUAACAGUGAGAGCUUUUAACAAAGCUGGAUUAUAUAACCAGGUGACCUCUGACCCUGUGAUUGUUAGUCUGGUACCUCAUUUAACUGUAAUUGAUGGUACCAGUCUUGAGGACGAGGACUACCAGACGUCAUUGAAUGUCAUUCAAGGUUAUUGGAAGUAUUCAGACAGAUGUAAGAUUAAAUCUGCAGAAUGGUCUAUCGAGGACAUUGAAGGAAAUAUAUUACAGGAUUACCUCCCCUUGCUAGCAGCAAAUUCUCAUUUCUACUCUGAUGUCAUGAAUCUGACCAAUGGCUUUACUUAUAUUAAUAUUAUCAGAACAGUUGAUGCUCUAAAUAGGACAAGAAUUGCUAGGUCUGAUGGGAUAGCUGUAAAGAUAGAACCACCUGUACCAGGGACAGUUAGGGAUGGGGAGAGAGAUGAUUUAACUUAUCAAGAAUCUAUUCAUGAAUUAUCUGUUAACUGGGAUUCAUUUGGAGAUGCCAAGUCACGUGAUCCAACACAGAAGAUCAGAAAGUAUGAAGUUGCUAUAGGAACUGACAGAAGAUAUGCUAAAACCAGGAGCAAUGUACACUACUUUGUUGAGGUUGGACUGAACACCUCAUAUUCAUUCAAAAACAUGAACUUAACCGCAAAAACUGUUACAUAUUACAUGACAGUAAGAGGCUACAGCAAUGCUGGCAGUUACCAGGAAGAAAGCUCGAACGGAAUCAAAGUAGGCUACCAUGAUGAGAUAUUUCCUGGAUUGGUAGAGUAUAAUACAGUACAAUCUUACACUGAUAAACUCUAUGUAUCCUGGAGUGGAUUCCAAGCUGAUAUGGGCAUUGAUCAAUUCAGAGUUGGUGUUUCUACAUUUAAACCAAUACAACUGCCUAAUACAACACUUAAUUGUAAACAGUAUGAACAAUACAUUCCUGACUUUGAUGUGGUUCCUCUACAUGAUGUUGGUAUUGAUACCUUUACUGAAAUGAAGAACUUGACCUUAAUUCAUGGUCAUCAGUAUUAUGUUGCUGUUAUAGCUACUGAUUCUACACAAAGAUGUAUAGGAUCAUAUGGUCCCUCUGUAAUGAUAGAUGCCACGCCCCCUUCAGCUGGAGAAUUAUACUUGCCUGGUGGAAUUGGUCCAAAUGUUGCAUAUGUUUUUGGUCCACAGAGACUGAAAAUAUCUUGGACUGAAUUUAUGGACCCAGAAAGUUCUGUACACAAGUAUGAAGUCAAACUGUAUUCUGGAACCACAUGUUAUGAUGCUGGAAAACUCCCAGAAGAUGGCGUUAGUAGUAGUUAUUCUGUUAUGAGAUCUACUGAUGUAACCAGUGACCUUCAAACUGAAUUCUAUGAUUUAAGACUCAACCAAGCGUUUACCUAUGUUAUAACUAUUACAGCUGUAAAUGGAGCUGGACUGAAGACAACAGUCAGGUCCCCUCCAGUACGAUUAGAUAUAACACCACCUAUUCCUGGGGCUGUCAAAAUGGGAACAGAUUGGAAAUCUGACAUAACCUUCCAAUCUUCUACAAACAAGAUGGAGGGAAUGAUUGGGAUAGCUCAUACUAAAAAGGCAUCAGAAUGUCAGAGACAAGUUCAAGUCUUCCCAGAAUUCCAUUCACCAGUUCAGAUAGAACCAAUAGGAUUAGACUUUGAUUCAGAAUGUGUAGUGCAUAAAGACGAAACAUUAUCCUUGUUUAUUCGCCAUGAUGAUCAAUUACAGAAUAUUAUAAAAGGAGGUGUAAAAUUAUCCUCUCAGAAGAUCCUAGAGGGUAACUACAGUACCAUACUAAAAGCUGCACCUGGGAACCAGAUGGUAACUAGCUGGUUCCUGGCCUCUAAUUUUGAUAGUGUGUUCUCAGACUUUGUUUUCAGUCCCCCAGAUAAUGACAGCAAUGUGGAAAUGGAAGGUAUUGCAAACUCCGUAGCAGUCCCUAUAAUGACCAGUACUGCUAGAAGCAAAACAUUUACAGAAGUGAAUUCUGACUCCACAGAUUUCAUAACUACAGAUGAAUGGGAAGAGAAUACAACUGAUGAUGGAUUAAGUGACAAAACAGGGGAUUCUGAAAAUAUCACAGGUUUAUUUACUACAACAUUGAAUCCAGCUAUCACUCACCAAAUAAAAACAACCAAAGGUCAUGGGAAUAUUCAACCAAAUGGCUCUAAUGACUAUGGUACUGAGCUUUUUGAUCACUAUGGGGUUGGCUUCCACAUCCCUGGGUACCAGUUUAAUGGGAAAUGGUAUGGCUUCAUAUGGAUAAGAGACAAGUAUAAAACAAUCACACGACAAGUUGAACUUAAGUUUGACCCUACUGUGACUUAUAACAACUUUAUUGUCAAUCUGGAAAAGGUCAUGACUCCUAUUACUACAACUUGGAGUAUUCAGGUUUUUCUAAAUGGAGAAACCAUUGUCCAGUUUAGUGGGAUACAGUUUAAGGACAUUGGUGUCUCUGGGCUGUAUACUUGGAAUAAAGAUAAUUAUUUUCCUCCAAUUGAAAACAUAAUGGAUCCUUUCGUUGGAGAAGCUAUUAUAACAAGUCUGAAAAUACCAUUGCCUAAAGUUGAAAGUAUGAAAUGUGUAUACGGCACAGCUUUUUAUGAUGGCGAAAGUCAAAUAAAGGAAUUAUGGGUAGGAAUAUCAGAUUCUACAAACAACACAGAUUCUAUCGCUCCAAUGACGUUAUAUAGUUCAUUUUGUAUUCAGUGUCAAUCAGGUUGUAACAUUGGGUGUGAAAAGUCAUGUACAGAAAAACACACUGAAGAUUUCCAGAUAAUAGAUAUUGUUGUUAGAAACCUGUCACUUACAGCGGCUACAGUGGAGAAGUCAAACUACAGUUCUACCGACGGUAAUCAAUUCAAUGCCACCACAUACUAUUACAAUGUCAAAACUGUUAACUUUGCUGGACAGGAAACUGUGGUUCAAUCAAAGGGAAUUAUGGUAGAUACAACUCCUCCAGACUUGCAGUACGUGAGAUGUGUGGAUCCCUCUAACUCCAUGGAAGUUCCGACUACAUACCAGGGUACUAACAGUAGUAUGGGAGCUUAUUGGGAAUGUAGUGAAGAUGUGGGAGACAUUGUGGAUUAUAUCAUACAAAUUGGAUCUGAAGCAGGUACAUCUGACAUCAAGCCACCUGUUUCUGUAGGGUUCAGUAAGAAGAUUAAGGUAGAUGGACUGAGAGGUAAACUCCUGCACGACCAUAUCUAUUUCCUCACUGUGACAGCUGUUAACUCCGCCGGCCUAACUUCCCAGGAUUCCUGUAAUGUUACCGUGGAGAUCAUGCCACCAGAUGUCAGUAAUGUCACCCUGUCAUACAUGUACAGUGAUGAUGUUGUAGAUGAUACCAUAUUUACAGCAGAAGAGCAUGAUAUUGGUUUGGAGUGGGAGGGAGGCAAAGAGGAUGUGGCUUUUUAUGAAUGGGAGAUAGGAUCUGAGCCAGGAACAGAUGAUGUCUUCCCUAGAAUUAUGGUUGGUAUCACAGAAUCUAAGAAAGCCUUCAUCAGAGAUGGUAAACUAUGGAUUGAUGAGACUUCACUCAAUGCAUCAGUGGGAGAAUUUGCAAACACAACCUGGAAUAAUGAGACAAUGAAGGCUGCCAAAUUGAACACCUUCUUUAACCUGGAGCCUGGUAUAUGUGUCUAUGUUACAUUGUAUGCUGUAGGGAGAUCUCAUCUGUCAUCAACUGUUUACUCUAACCCAUUGUGUGUGAAACGCAAUGGAGAUUCUGAUCUGGAAUUUGGAACUCCUAACAAAAGAAAACGUGAAAGUAACAAGCUUCAUGGAGAAAUAAAAUUACAAGACACUACAACCAAAGUAUCUGCUGAUAUUAUUAUCAAAGGUAGAAAUGUGACCAUUUUGGCAGGAAUAUUGAACCAGACAGAUGUAACAGCUGAUUAUGGAACUGCUGCCUCAGCUAAAUAUACUAGAUAUCUUAUAGACCCUCUUACUAGGUGGGAGGAUACAUCUAGAUUUCUUAGACAUAGACUGAACCAGUAUGCUGGAUUGAUGUUUUAUUUAUCACCAUCAAUUUCAGUAGAAAGCUUGACAGAAAUCUGUAUCAAUGUAAAGUUUGACAGCAGUUUAUUUGAUACAAACACAGAAAUUCCUGUCCUGAUGUAUUGGGAUAACUAUGAUCAAUUAUGGAAGCACCCUACUGACACUUGUAAUGAUGUAGAAGAUAAAACAGACUUCGUCAACAAAGUUUUCACUACACAGGCAUGUAAAGAAGUCUUCUCAAAGACAACCGGACCUUCCACAAGGAAGAAAAGAUCUGUCCCCACCAAUGUACCAUUACCCAGAAUGUGGUCAUUAAUGGUGAUGUCCAGGAGAGCACCCAACACACCACCUCAUAUCACCACAUCAGAACUAUUUGUUAGUGAAGACAUGGAUGACCUCCAGGGCAAGAAUGGACAGAGAGCUAUACAGUAUGAAGACAGUGAAUCAGAUGAAGUAGAAUUCACAAUUCUCCAGCCACCACUCCAUGGACAUGCCAACAUUACAUCAGAUGGGACAAUUGUUUAUCUUCCAGAUAGUAAUUAUAAUGGAGCUGACUUUAUCAUUGUUAAAGUAGUAGAAACAGGACUAUUGCCGCCAUUCCAUCCACUGUCGGCUACCAGAAAUAUAACAAUUAACAUUACACCUAUAAAUGAUGCUCCAGUGCUUAUGCCGUUUGAAUCAGAAUUUAUAUUUGAAGAAACAGAAAUUCCUGGCAAAGGUUUGAAAUCAGUUCAAAUUUUAUUGGAUGGAAAUCUUACAAAGAAGUAUGAUUUGGGACAUGUGACUUUCUUGGACGUUGAUUUUGUAAAUCCUUCAAUUAAUGGAAUAAACUACACUAUGAGAAUGAACAAUACUUUACUCAGUAACUUUUCCUUUGAACCUAUCCAGUUUCAUGGCAUGCUUAAAAAGAAAUUAAAGCUGAGUCUUUCAGUUGACAAAACAUUUUAUGGAAGAACAGUGUUUACAGCCAGAGGAUAUGAUCAAGCCAGAUACACAACCAAAAACCUAGAGGUCAAUGUUUACAUCUUAAUUGCACCCUGUGUCCAUGGUAACUGCCUGAACAAAACAUUGACUGAAUGUGAUGACAUUGAGCGAGCUUCCAGUUUUGAGAAAUAUUCCUGUAAAUGUGACCGUGGUUAUACUGAUGAGUGGUGUCAGACAGAUAUAAAUGAGUGUGAUCCUAAUCCCUGUUCUGUGUUCUAUGAUUGUGAGGAUUUAAUUGGGUACCAGAAAUGUAACUUGAAUGUUGUCAAGACGAUCUUGUUGACCUUUGCAGUUUUUCUGACUCUGGUGAUGUGUUUCAUGUUGAUCAGACGAUUCUACAAGAAGAAAAGACCAAACAAAAUAGAUCCAGGUUCUAAUACAUGGAGUUUUGGAAGUGAGGACUUGGGUCAGAAGAAAGGAAGAUUUAUCAGACCAACAUCAGCAAGUUCUACUGAAGAUCUUGUUCCCUCCUGUACUGUUAGAGACAUUAACAUUGACAUUGGAAAAAAUCUUAUCCCCUUGUGUACAGUUAGAGAAAAUAAUGUUGGUAAUCAUCAAUCAUCUGAGGAGAAAGUAGGUAGCCACACAGAGAACAGCCCUAAGACUGGAAACAGAAUUGUGUUGUUAUCAGAGAAAACGAUGGAUAGUCUUACCAAAACACUAGAACCUAUCUCUACCUUGACUGCAACUAUUGGUCUUAGGGCACCACACCACAAGCCAUUAAGAAUGAAGACUGGUGAGAACCAUACCGACACACAACCAAACUAUGGGUUUUCCAGAUAUCUUGUUGACAACAGUCGUGAUAAAUCUGGACAAUUGGAAAUUCUUGUUUCUCCCAAAAGGUCUUCAAAAAACAAAACCAAGAAUGACCAAGCUGAAGAGAUUAGUUUUGAGAAGGAGCUAAAAAGUUAUUAAAUGGUACCUAAUUACAAAAAAACUAGUAUAACGUGUGUAAAAUAUUUCUGAACAAAGACAG